This is a messenger RNA of Aegilops tauschii subsp. strangulata, 1041 nucleotides long. Its product is annotated as reticulon-like protein B23. NCBI's taxonomy places the organism in Eukaryota, Viridiplantae, Streptophyta, Magnoliopsida, Poales, Poaceae. The record is from RefSeq and is a predicted model, not a curated record.
ACCGACGGACGCCACCAGCAGAGCCGAGCCGGCGGCGGGGGCAGCUUGGUCGACGCCACGGCCGUGAUGGGGGCGGGGGGAUCCUGGCGCUGGGGUGGCGCGGUCUGCGGCGGGCUGGUCUACUACCACUGCGCGGUGCGGCGGGCGAGCGCGGUGUCCCUCGCCGCCGACGUGCUCCUCGUCCUCCUCUGCUCCCUCUCCAUCCUCGGCCUCCUCUUCCGCCACCUGCACAUCUCGGUGCCUGUGGAUCCUCUUGAGUGGCAGAUUUCUCAAGAGAUGGCAAAUAGUAUAGUUGCGUCCUUGGCUAACACAAUUGGAGCUGCGGAGUCUGUAUUGAGGGUGGCUGCAACUGGACAUGACAAGAAACUCUUGUUCAAGGUGGUUCUUACUCUGUAUUUCCUAGCAGCUUUGGGAAGGGUCGUCUCAGGCGCUGCUAUUGCCUAUGCUGCUCUGUGCAUCUUCUCCCUCUACAUGUUCGCGCAAAGCACCGACCAGUUUGAUCAGCUCCCUUGGGUUCCUUUAGGAAGAGACUCGCUGGGCGGCGCCCAGGAUACCACAUGAUUUCUUCAUGUACAUGUCUUGCCGUUGCCGAUCCUUUUAUUUCUUCAUUGUUCGAGUUCUGCAUAUGGCCAUGGAGGCCAAUAGCUUGAACCGUCCCCAGUGUUGUUUUAAGAUGAACACUGGUGCGCCACGUGUGCAGCCAUGUGCGUUCCCUUUUUUUAAAGGGGAGAUGAAUGUGACAUUAAUAAAAAAGAAGAGGGCAUUCACACAAGCAUAGUAGGGUGAGCAGCUAGAGAUUUUUAUCUCCCUGAGUUACUCUCUUAGAUCCAAAAUAACUGCCGUGGUUUUAGUUCAAAUUUGAACUAAAACCACAACACUUAUUUUGGAUUGGAGGGGGUGUCACUUAAGGGGAAAUGGCAGUCCACAAUACACCAUGAUGGUUCAACAAGUAGUAGCAAUGCAAUUUUACCCUUUGAAAUUGUUAGAUGUAAAACAAGAGACAAGAGACAGAGAUGUAAAAGUGAACAGUUGUUCUCUUUA